GUAAAAAACGCACCCAAAAUCAGAACAGCGAAACAGCGUGGCACGGCCGCGAUUUCGGAGCAUUUUGGGCGGCCGCGAAAGCGGCCGCCUUUUCGCCGGUUUUAGAGCCUGGGAAGCUUUGCAAAAAGCGCCGGCGUGAAAAAUAAAAACGCGAAAAAUAAAAAGCGCCCCAGACGCGCAAAGCCAAUCCGCAUGCUAUGGGCCCGGUUUUUCUUCGCUUUUUGAGCGCCCCCCGUGGCACCCGGAUCGGCCCCAUAGCGUCGGGGCUGGCUUUCGGAGAGGAAUUUUGGAAGUGUGCCAAAAUUUGUGACGUUUCCCAGGUGGCCGCAAUACCGUGCGGCAUAACGUUAAUCACGGCGGUAUGGCGAGCCCAGAAGAAGCAAAGCCGCGGCCAAGGCGGCGGUCGGCAAAAAAACGCCCACGACCUCACUACCCCCGCCCCGGCGGCUAUAUUUGGUAAGGAAAAAUCCCUCCUCCCCAUACUGAAAAGGUAUGUUUGCGAAAAUUUGUGUUGCUGAUUCGAGGUCACAAACCACAUUUGUCUUGCAAGAAGACAAGGGCAGCAGCUUCCGCCCUAUUAUGGAAGCGAUUUGUCAUGCUCUGGGGCCUAAAGGGGAGCCGUUUGCCAUGCUGAGCAACUAGACCCAUAGGCCCCUACCUAGCCUGGGGAUCUGGCCGCAGUGCCUCUCUGCAGUACAAAGCUGAUAGAUUCGUGUACAGAAAUACAGCAUCAGAAAUUCCGUUUUGAUAUGGGGAGGGGGGAUCUUUCCUUUCGAUAGGGGAGUGCCGUGGUUCCGCACGGCGAUCCCCGGUUGUUCGGGAACUUGGUUUUUAACUGGCUGCAGCUCUCCGUCUAUGACAGUGCACAAAUCCCCCUCGGCCUCAUUUCUCAUGCAAAAUCGCAACUCCAAUUGUUCCCUUGUUGCUAUCUAUUAUAUUCAUGCGAAAAUAUUGCUCUAGAGAGGGUAAACGAGAGGUGGCAAAAAGAGGUCAAAGGAGGUAAAAAAGAGGUCGACAGAGGUGGAGAGGUGGCGCGGGAGGUAAUUCGAGAGGGUGGCCGAGAGGGGGCGCGAGUAUAGCCCGCCGAACCGGUCGCCCUUUAGGGCCGCUAAGCGGCACGGAGGUGGCCGAGAGGUAAAAAAGAGGGCAAGCGAGAGGUGGACAGAGGUGCCGAGAGGUUGCGCGAAUAAGGGGAGACCUCUCGCGCACCCUCUGUCUGGGCCACCUCUCGGCCACCUUUGUAGACCUCUACCGGCGAGUAUAGCCGGACUAUUAGCAACACCUCCCGGAAGAGGUGAAAAAGAGGGUCCGCGAGAGGGGUAAAAAAACCUGAAUCCGCCCAGCACAGGGCUGAUUUUUUUGCGGCCCUUUCAUGCAAAAGCCCGAACCCUCUCGCGCACCCUCUCGCGCACCCUCUCGCGCACCCUCUCCCUCUCGCGCCACCCUCCCGCGCCACCCUCUCGCGCCACCCUCUCGCGCCACCCUCCCGCGCGACCCUCUCGCGCCACCCUCCCGCGCCACCCUCUCGCGCCGGGCGGCUUCUGUUCGCCCCCGGUGUUCUUUGCAGCUGCUCCCUGCGCAGAGCGCCCGAAGGCGCGGGAGGCGCGCAAGUGGUCCUGCGGGUUGGCGUGGCGUAACCAGGCGGCAGGACUCCAGUAUGUUUCUUUGUGCGCAGGCCCGUGGUGUUGUGGUCCGAUCAGCAAACGGCCUUGCCCCGGCCCAACAGCCUUGCGCUCCGGCGGCAGCCGGAGCAUGGCUGGUAUCACUAUUAUGCAUGACAAAUUUGGGAAGCCCACACUAACAGGACUAUACAUUAGGUACAUAGAUUUGUCAUGCAUAGGCUCCAUUUGCGCUGGUGUUUGUAUUGCUCUUCAUGCCAUACAAAUGAGGAGGAGGGAGAGUUGUGCAUUUUUAUACCGUCAACGCGGUGUUUCGCGACGACAUUCUGUUCCAAACACUGGAGCCGGACCAGCAAAGUACCGCCGGGCAACUGAUGACCAACCGCACUUCGGUGGACGCGUUUGACUAUGAACUGCAAAAGUAUCGCACUCGUAUAAAUGCAUUACAAAUUUUCUCAGCAUGAGACUUGUAGUGCGGAUUUAGCUAUGACAAAAAAAGAUUUGUAAUGCAUGACUGCAAUACGAGUACGAUACUUUUGCACAGCAUAUUGACCGCGUGAUCACGGCUUCUCGGGUGUUUUUCCGACACACCGUGGCGGUGGUCCGGCCGGGCAAGUACGCUGUGGCGGCGAAUAAGGAAAUUUACGACUUUGUCGACAACGAGACCCGGUUGCAGCCCAACGUGCGUGCGUCGACCAAGUUCUACCAGUUCUUCGACCAAACCUGGCAUAUUGACGAGGAGCUGAAAGCCAACUACGCGUUUGCAAUUCUUGGCGUCUUUCUGAUCACGUUUUUGCUCAUUCCAAAUUGGAUUGGAACGCUGUUGCUUUGCGCGGUCGUGUGCAUGGUGGAUGUCGAUUUGACGGGUAUAAUCAAUAACGAGUACAUCAACACACAUGCGUACGGUGCGGAGUGUUUUUUGAAAAGAUAAAGAUUAGAAAAGUUGUGAACUAAGACUACGACGAGGUCAACAUCCUGUAGAAUCUUAGUAUGACGUUGUUGCACGACUAUGCAGGUAGCAGGUGUCGCUCGUGGUCGUGCUCACAUUAGAGUUGUCCACCAGAUUGCUUGCGUUCGCUCGCUGUGCGAUGCGAACUCCAGCAACUGUUUACGAGCUGGACUUUUGCUUCAUGCGGUUUAAUAUUGCAUGUAUUCGUGACCACCUAUACAAGAAGUCUGCUACUCGGAUGAGUAGAUAGCUCAUAGUUUGUUCUACUAGCUAAAAAUCCCUCCCCACAUCAUCAUCAGGCUCGAUCUGGCUCUGGGGACUAGACCUGAACUCGAUCAGUGUGGUAAAUCUGGUGAUGGCGAUUGGCCUGGUCGUUGACUAUUCCGCGCACAUUGUCCACGCGUUUUUCUACGAGUAUCAACUGCAAAUAUCGAAGAUCUGGGUCAGGAACAAGGCAGGGUGCGCUUGUUUGUCAUCCAUCUUUGUCUUUCGGACGAUGACGCAAAUAGUAAUGCACGCAAAAGCAUCAUUUACAGAUACAGGCUUUAAUACACAGCCGCAGGCCUUUUUUUGCUUAUCAAGUAUGAAGAUGAACUCCUUUUGUGCGUACUAGCAAGAAAUUGGCAGCUUGUCCUCGUGAUAUGUGCAUUCCACCAAGCUGGAACUUUUCCAGACCCAGAUCGAUAUUAUUUGCAGUGCAUAGCGAGAACACCGACACCACGACGGAUGCCAACUCUCGCAUGCAGCACGCCGUCGUGGACAUGCUUCCGAAUGUGUUGAAGGGCGGUUCGACGACGUUUCUCGGCGUUAUAACCCGCUCAGCUGUUACAAUCUCAAACGUUGCAAUAGAAUAUGGAAAUCUGUGAUGCAAGAUUGCAUGAUCUAGCCAAGUCUCAUAGGAUUGCGCAUGACAAGUUCCGGAGCCCUAAACCUCACGACACUCUGGCGAAAUUUGUAUUGCAAAAGUGGGAACGCUGUGCGAGCCUGUCAUGCUCAUCGUGCCACACAAAUUCCAGAUUCUAUUGUAACGUUUGAGAUUGUAACGCUUGAGCAAGUCAUAGGCGUGUCUGUAUUCAUCUUUGCCUCUUCGUUUAUUUUCCGGGUCUUCUAUUGAAAGGAAAAAUCUCCCCUCCCCAUAUUGAAAAGGUAUGUCUGCUCCGGAAAUUUGUGUUGCUGAUUUGAGGUCACAAAUCGCAUUUGUCUUGCAAGAAGACAAGGACAGAAGCUUCCGCCAUAUUAUGGAAGCCAUUUGGCAUGCCGUUGGGCCUAAAGGGGGGCCGUUCGCCAUGCUGAGAAACUAGACCCAUAAGCCCCCAGCUAGCCUGGGGAUCUGGCCGCAAUGCCUUUCUGCAACACAAAUCUGAUUUGUGUACGCAAAUCCAGCAUCAGAAGUUUCGUUUUGAUAUGGGGAGGGGGGAUUUUUCCUUUUGAUAUCUUCUUCCGCAUGUUCGUUGGCAUCGUCGGGUUGGGAUUGCUGCACGGGUUAGUUUUGGUUUAUGGCGUUCUAUAAAUGUUACAUUCUCAACUGUUGCAUGAAUUUGUGAUGCAAAAACAGCAAGAGUGAAAGGGGGAAGAUUGCGCCUCUUGCAAUACAGGUCUGGCACGGAUCUAGAUGCUGUCUAGCCCGUCGAAAAUUUGUCAUGCGAAGCAGCUUGAUGGUGUAGAUGCUGAUGAGAAUUUGCAUGACAAAUUAUGCAACAGUUGAGAAUGUAACGUUUGAGAACGCCAUACGGUUCCCGUCCUGCUCACUUUUGUCCCCGUCUCUUCGGCAGGGGGGGCGGGAAAGGAAACCUGUAAACUGGGGCCGGCGGAAGAAAAAAUCGUGUCAGAAUCGGGCACGGGGGCGACUAGUAGAAAGAGUAGCCGGGAAAAGGAUCCUAUGGGUCAGGAAAAAACUCUGUUUAGCUGCUAUAAAACUUACACUCUGGUGCCCUUCGGACAUAGCAUUUUUACAUACAAAUCUGCCUGGCAUGCUGAAACGGAUAAGUAUCUUCCGGCAUGACAACGCUAAGAGCUGUCUUGCAUCGUCUCCUGCAACACAAAGUCACAAACAAUGUUUCACACAGUUUUUUUCUGUUGAUAGAUCAGGUGUAUCAGGUGGGAGAUAUUCCAAGUGAACCGCCGACGGGAACGACGUAUCAAAUGAGAAAAGUGUAAAGUUCGUCACUGGGUCGCUCAUGGACAUGGGCCGCAACAUUUUUGCCAUACAAGAAUGUCGGCCAUGCGUAAAAGUGCAUCAAAGUUGAAUUUCAUAAAGGGAUGAAAAAACUUGUCAUGAUGCGAAACCUGCAACAACUGACACUGAGGCGAGUCGAGUGACUCCAGCUGCAAACUUUUACUUUUUGCGCUUCACACGGCGCGAGCCAGUGGCAGUGGGGAAAAUACUAUGGACAUAAAAGUGCAUGACGCUGGGGUGACUUCGAGUGGCCGCGGUGCCGGGGCGAGCUUUUAGGGGGUCGUGGUGAAGCUACCUUACAACUUACCUUGUUGACGUAGACAUUUUUGAUUUUAUUUAAUUCGGGCGACGUCUGUACUACAGCAGAGUGUAAAUUUGUUUCUACAGUUACAGAGAUGAGAACCGCCUAGCCGGGGCGUGAAAACUAGAACUUAAAACUAAGCUGAAUUAUUCAUCACACAACUAGUCUAGUGAUCACUGCUAGCUACCACAGUACAGUAAAACGCUGACCGAAAAAAAACAACGUUUCUGCCUUGCUUUGCUAGAGUUUGAUUCCAGUGAGACCGAGACGAUCAACAUGAUGAGCAAAUCGACAAACGUUGUGCUGGCCUCGUGGUUUUCUUGUGUAAAAGUUGUAAAUUUCGACGCAACUACGGUGACGAGGACGCCAACUGCGGCAGCCUUUGCUUUUCUUGCAGCUAAUUGUAGUAAUUAUGAUCUUCUCCAUGGAGAUUCACUACACUAACACCGCCGCAGCCUUGUUGUUUUCCUUUUCCUCGCAUAUCAUUCUCGCACUACAAGUAGGACAUCAUGAUCAUAUCAAUUAUCUGGUUCUGGUAGUAUAAAGUAGUGGUGAUGGCACUUUGGCAUAGAUAGAAGCUCCUGCACGAAAGUUCUUGUCGUGACGUUGGAUGGUCGAUUCAUCGUAGAAGGAUAGCAGCAUUGGCAUUGCACAGAAAGAAAAAAAAAUCAUCUUGUUGCCGGGACCAAUUAUUAAAGAAUAUUUCCUUCAUCUGACGGUGACACAAUGUGGCGUUUUGUUCCUGCGCUUUGGCAUGACAGAAAAAAGAGAAUGAAUUAUUAAAACCUCAUCGGUGAACAGAACUACUCGUGCCGUGCACACAAAUCUAAAUGCUGACAUGAUAGUACAGC
Amoebophrya sp. A120 is the source of this 5896-nucleotide messenger RNA. The record is from the annotation of a GenBank genome assembly. Lineage: Eukaryota; Dinophyceae; Syndiniales; Amoebophryaceae.